UAAACAUACAAAACAUUGGACUAUUAAAUAAGUUAAAUCAUUUUUUUAUAAAAGCAUGUUACAACAGAAUAUAAAGAUGUGUCAAUGCUUAUGUAAGAGAGAGACAUUUGUACGCUGAGGGUGCUUUUUUUUUCUUCUUUUUUCUUUUCUGAUCUGUUAAUGGAGCACAACCAAGAAAACCCAAAGCUUCAAUUUUUGAUUCAGAUUACUCUCAUCUGUAUGUUGUAUUUAUGAUUUUAGAUGCUUAUUUUGCCUCAUUGAAGUGGAAAAGCUGUAGAUAAUGAUCUGCUAAAGUUUAAUACUUUGACUGUGAACCCAAUAACAUUCAAGGGAAGCAAGAAUGACAUCUGCUGGCAAUGGUGAACAUCACGGUGGUGUUGAGGAACCUAAGGUUGGACAAGUUAAGACUAAUGUACCUCUCCAUGUUUCAACAUCUCAAAGGGGACUUGUAAAUAAUGAAAAUUCUCAGAGCCGUUUCCAGGGUAGCACUCUUGCUAUUCCGAAAAGGCUAAGGUUCCUCAACUUUGGUAAUUUGGGUUCUCCAUCUGCAAAGUUUCAACAGAUAGCCGAUGAAAGAGAUACCUUUUCUCGAACUGUACCUUCUUCUAGCAGCCUUCAUCUCCGUCAACGCCUUACUAGGCUAUUUUCACGGAAAUUAGAUUGGGCAUCUCUUAGCAAAAUGGGCAAAGAGUGGUUCAGAAAUCCGCUGAAUAUUGUACUUUUUAUCUGGAUUGUAAUUGUUGCUGUUUCUGGUGCGAUUUUAUUUCUCGUGAUGACAGGGAUGUUGAACCGUGCCAUUCCUAAGAAAUCUCAGAGAGAUACAUGGUUUGAAGUGAAUAACCAAAUCCUUAAUGCAUUGUUUACUCUCAUGUGUCUGUACCAACACCCUCAAAGGCUAUAUCACUUUGUUCUUUUAAUGCGAUGGAGGUCAGAAGAUAUUUCCAAGCUGAGAAAGAUUUACUGCAAACAUGGCACUUAUAAGCCCCAUGAAUGGACACACAUGAUGGUGGUUGUUGGAUUACUUAAUCUCAACUGUUUUGCUCAAUAUGCUCUGUGUGGGCUUAAUUUAGGUUACAGGAGGUCAGAAAGACCAGCUAUUGGGGUAGGACUAUGUAUUUCAGUUGCAAUUGGUGCACCUGCCAUUGCUGGAGUUUACUCUAUGCUCAGCCCUCUUGGAAAAGAUUAUGAAACUGAGUUAGACGAGGAAGCACAACUUCGAACAACAGCUCCCGAGAGCAGCACAUCUAGCCAACUGAGAAGAAAAUCAUUGGAAAAGAGAUUUUCUUUUGCAUCAGAUGAAGGGAGACUUGUUGAAACUAGACCACAAUGGAGUGGAGGCAUUCUUGAUUUUUGGGAUGAUAUUUCUAUGGCAUAUCUCUCUUUGUUCUGCAGUUUUUGUGUUUUUGGUUGGAAUAUGGAGAGACUUGGGUUUGGAAACAUGUAUGUUCAUAUUGCAACUUUUCUUCUGUUCUGUAUGGCUCCUUUCUGGAUCUUCAAUUUGGCUGCUGUUAAUAUUGACAAUGAUACUGUCAGGGGGGCAUUAGGACUUACUGGGAUUUUUCUUUGUCUGUUUGGGUUACUAUAUGGUGGCUUUUGGAGGAUUCAGAUGAGAAAAAGAUACAAUUUGCCUCCUUACAAUACUUGUUGUGGUAAACCUUCUGUUGCCGACUGUGCACUAUGGCUUUUCUGCUGUUGGUGCUCUCUUGCUCAGGAAGUAAGGACUGGAAAUUCCUAUGACAUUGUGGAGGAUAAAUUUUUUAUUAAAAAAGAUGAAAGUAUAUCUCCAUUGCCUCGUGAGGAUGGGCUAUAUCCUCUUGCAAACGACUCCUCUCCACCUCCAAUAAUAAAAAGCAGCACCCCAAGCCCCAGCAGAUUUGCAAAUGAAGUUCAUAGUCCUGAAAGACAGCAACCCUUUGUGGAAGACAAGUCUCAUACAAGAGGUCAAAGUCAAAAUGAGAUAAUGACACCACCUACUCCUUCAGUAAUACAAAGAGAAGAUGUGUAGCCCAACAGUUUUGCAGUGUUACGACAACUUGAACCAUAAAUUGUAAGCUCGCGUGCCCAAUUUUCAUUUUAGCUAUAGGUAUGUUGAACUUCUACAUUCUAAAUAUGUUGUACAAGUGCUGGUUGUGAUGAUAAUCAUGUUAAGAUAUCUUAUUCUGUGUAAUAUUGUUGCAGUACGCUGAUUCUUUGACAUUUUUAGCCAAUGUUUUUAUGCUUCCA
Messenger RNA from Lycium ferocissimum, 2223 nucleotides. RefSeq lists its product as uncharacterized. Gene Ontology annotation, biological process: sesquiterpene biosynthetic process. The record is from RefSeq and is a predicted model, not a curated record. The transcript has 3 exons. Gene Ontology annotation, molecular function: cyclase activity. Bases 341 to 2005 code for a protein of 554 amino acids. NCBI's taxonomy places the organism in Eukaryota, Viridiplantae, Streptophyta, Magnoliopsida, Solanales, Solanaceae.